GGCGCGGCGGCGGUGGGUCGCGGCGGUGCAGACGGCGGGCAGCUAUGGCGGUGCGAGUGGCGCUGGUUUUGUGUGCGUGGCUGACGGCGGCCGCGGCUGGAGCCGAGUUACGGGCUACCAGGACGGCUCAGUGCCGCGCUCUAUGUUUGGACGAGUAUGGCGCCGACACGAGGACGACGCACGGCGAGUGCUUCCAGAGCGCCGGCUGCCUCACGUGCUGGGAGAAGUGCGGAUCUUUGAACCCAGAGGAUGGCGAGGACACCUGGACUCCCUGCCACCUGCUACCGGACUGUGAUGAUGCUGGCUGUCGGCUGGCCUGCCAGUUCCACUCCCUGCCGCGGGCGGCGCCACCGGCGCUGCCGGCGUGCCGCCCUGAUCUGGAGCUGAGCCGUGACGGCGCCGAGGCCCGCUGGUCGCUCUCCGAGUCCGAGUGCGACCGGCCGCGCUCCGGGGUGGUGUUUCUCCUGCUGGCCGGCGCCAGAGACGGCUGGCAGGAGCUCGUACAGACACCCGCUGAGAGCGUGCUUCUGGUGAACGUCGGUCUCGACACGCCGCUCCGUUUGCUGGCCGUCGGUCGCGACGGGCCGCUGGCUGUCGCCGAACUGCAGUCCGAUGACGCGACGGCGGCGGAUGGUCGACAGAGUCACGAAAGGAAGCCCCCGUCGGACGGCGUAUGGCUGCUGGAGACGGUCUCUGUGGAGCGCGACUCGUCCUCCAUGGUGCUGGUCCAGGUGGGCUGGCAGCGGCAGCGGUCCGCCGGCGCCGCCCCACCCCAGUACCUGGUCACCUGGGAGCUGAGCGGCGGGGGCAUCAAGGGUCACCUCUACACCGAUAUCAACUCGGUGACGCUCAGCCUGUGGCCCGAGUCGGUCUACAACAUACAGGUGGAGCUGCUGUCGGUGACCUCGGAGCGUUCUGUGCCUCUGGUGAUCAGCACGUACCGCUCGGCGGUGCCGACUGAGCAGAGGGCGCUGCCGCUGGUCCACCAGGCAGCCCUGGCGCUGCUCGCUGCUCUCCUGCUCGGCGCGGUGGCCGUGGCGGUGGUCCUGGCGGCGCGCCGGUGCCGCUGGGGUCAUCUGCAGGGGGAGGGGACCGUCCCGGUCCGUCCGGUGUUCAUACUGCGCUCAGCCGGUCGUCAGAAGAGGGUGCCGUCGCCCUUGCGGAGCGUGCUGGUUGAGUCGUGGAGCCCGCCGGCGCCGGUACAUCGCGAGGUGCCCGGCAGCUGAGGGUGCGGGGAGGUCGGUCGCAGCUCUCAGCUCUCACCUCUCAGCUGCCAGUGAAGAGUGGGGUGUGUUUGAGUGUGACGCUGUGUCACUCGACACGGUGCUAUGUCCGUAUUUUCGUGGCCAUGAUUGCUGGUAGAUGAUGUAGCGCGGGAUCGAAUCAUUUCGCUUGUGUGUUCCGUUUUACGUGUGUUGUGUUUCUAAUCUUGAUCGAAUGUGUGCCAAUGCCAUGUGUGCACUGAAUCUGCUGUGGCAGACCUCUGCACAAAGUAACAUAAGUCAAUUGUGACGAUCAUCUGUGAUAUGUAAAUAUAAACUGCUUGUGUUCAGUGUCUAAUGUCCGUGAUGCUUCUUCUCGACAUAGUUACUUAUCUUGUUCGUUGACUUACCAUUUCGUAUUAUUCCAACCCUAUGCAGGAUGUCAGUUUUUUUUUUUGUUUCGAAUAGAAUGACAUCCGACUUUCUUCGCCUGGAUAGGAAUUCAGCCUUCUUUCUGCUGGAUUUUGAUGCUUGACUUACCUCAAACGUAGUGUUUCAGUUUAUGUUUUGUGUUUUGACGACAUGCAUGUAAGUACCUGCUUUGUAUAAUAUAUAUGCGGGGUUCGUAAGAAAUCCGAUGAAAGUUUUACUGUAGUUUUGAUUUUAUGAGCAGCUACGUGUCUAACACAAUUGAGUGUAGCAGUCAUAUAUUACCUUAUAAUAAAACUGCCAU
Molecule: messenger RNA, 1935 nt
Organism: Amphibalanus amphitrite
Lineage: Eukaryota; Metazoa; Arthropoda; Thecostraca; Balanomorpha; Balanidae
Exons: 7
Coding region: 45-1226 (393 amino acids)
Source: RefSeq, a predicted model, not a curated record